AUCUUUUUGUCGGCCCAAAGAUCAACAAUGAAAAGGCCUGUGUUGUUUUGCCCGGCUUUACCUUGGUGUUUUGUUUGCCUCCCAUGCUGGCGCUUGCUGCCUUGGAUCGGGCAACUCCUUUAGCUCUUACUCGAGCAUCACACGUGGUGCGGGCGGAGGCGUUUGAAACCAUCCGGUCGCUCGCUGAGCCGAAACUUGGCCGAGCGAGGUCCGAAGCGAGGACAUCUGCGUUGGUGCUUGGAGCAGGUUGUUUGCUUGCGCAAGGCCUUUGCUCACAAAGCCGGAGCAGUAUGUUCAUCAGGUCUUGGAGCAGAAGACGCCUGGCAACUGUUGCAUGCUCUGCUCACAGGAGACCGCAUGAUGCAAAAGAUGCAAAAGCAUCGCGCAUGGCUAGAAUGACCUGCUGCGAUGAAGCUCCUACGCAAAGCCCACAGGAGCGCACACUUCCAGAAAUGACUUCCGAAACUGGCAUUCUCCGCCCAUUGCCGCAACGCAUACGAAAUGAUAUUGGCAAGUUUGACACUGGCCGGUAUGCAAACCCCAAUGCCUUGGAAGGUGAAGCAUACUACUUGCCAGGGUUGAAUUGCCGUCCCGAUGACCGAUCAGUGUUUCAGCGUCUCAUGUUGGAACUGGACUUUAAGGACUGCUGGCUUGAGACAGGCAUGAAAUUUUCUCGUCAAAUUUGCAUUGGAGAUGCAGAGACGCUGGCAAAGGCACCAACUUAUCGUUCCAUCGUCGAAAGGGUCUCUAAGGUGUUUGGGGUUCGGGUGGUGCGGACCCUGGUGAAUCUUUACCGAGAUGGUCGUGAUUGGUGCAACUUGCAUUCGGACCAAUAUCACCAGGGUGGCUAUCCCAUUGAUCUCACCGUAGGUGCGACCUUUGGAGAUCCACGCAGGCUGCUGUGGGUGGAGAAGCGCAAUACACGUCACAAAAUUGAGCUCCCACAACGCAAUGGGGACGUUUUUGCGUUCUCCGACAAAAUCAACACGACUUGGCGGCAUAUGAUUCCUGAGGAGGGUCCUGAGUGUGGACCGCGCAUCUCGGUGAUCGUGUGGUGUGACCGGCAGGAGUCUUCCAAUUGGCUGGGCUCUCUGGGAAGUUUCCCACACAUGCUGUAUCACAAUCCACGGGGUAGGGGUCAGGACUUUAAGGCCAAGCCGCAAAACCGAAGGGCGGCAUCUUCACCGAUCUUGGGCCCUGAGCAACUUCUCCCUGAGGAGCUGGAAGAUGCUUUGACAAAUGCAAAAAAAGCGAUAACUCUGCAAGGAGCACAGCAAGUGUUUGCAAUUCUUCGUGGCAUCAAGCUUAUUGAAAAUCGCACUUGGGCAAUUCCGAGGGGAUGGUAUGCCCUACAUGCAGGUGCACAAAUGAUCAACGAAGAGCGUGCUCAACGAACCAGAAAGGCUUGGCCAGAGGCGCCGCCAGAGGAAGAGCUACCCCAUGGAGCCAUUGCGGGUCUUAUUUACAUAGACCAGAAUUGCAAGCCGAGGGAUUGCAGGAAAGGCUACAUUUGGGCGCGGGGGCCUAUUUGCAAUGUGAUCUCUCGUGCAGUGGAGCUUCCGAAGCCAGUACGAUGUCGUGGGGACCGUGGACUUUGGGAGCUACGAAGCUCGUUGAAAGUUCGGAUCCGCUCGGAGUUGCUAAGAGCUGGGAGUUGUUGUGAGGUGAAGCACUUUGACCUGACCCCAGCACUUGGACGUGCGGAUGAUUCUCGAUGCGGAUGAUUGUGGGAGACUUGUGUCACCCCUUUGAGUCACAAAGAGCACUUGGCAAGGGGUGCUUGUGUAGUCGCAGUCCCCAGAUUCAAUCCGAGACACCCAGAAGACGGAGAAAAGUGCUUGCAUGACUUUUGCAGUACUUGCCAAAUUACACCCAGCAUGGGGGAAAACAUCACCUUCAAAGAUAGAGAGUGCACAACUAGGUUCAGCGCUGUCCUUCCAUCAAG
Messenger RNA from Durusdinium trenchii, 1945 nucleotides. The record is from the annotation of a GenBank genome assembly. NCBI's taxonomy places the organism in Eukaryota, Dinophyceae, Suessiales, Symbiodiniaceae.